UCCCUUGUGACUGCAUGGCGGCCAUGUUGUGUUUUAGGAAGGCGGCGAGUCUCCUCAGCAGAUGUGUUUCUCUUUAACUCAGAACGCUGGAUAUAAGAUUUCUGUUGCUCGGUCACAUUCACGGAGUUCGUUUCUUUCUCAGACCUAAACGCUGUGUUCCGGUUUCGGAAGGAGAUCUGGUCUGGACGUCAUGGCCUCUCGUAAAAAGGUGCUGCUUAAGGUGAUCAUCCUUGGUGAUUCUGGGGUUGGAAAGACUUCUUUAAUGAACCAGUAUGUCAAUAACAAGUUCAGCAACCAGUAUAAAGCCACGAUCGGCGCUGACUUUUUGACCAAAGAGGUGAUGGUGGACGACAGGCUGGUCACCAUGCAGAUUUGGGACACAGCCGGACAGGAGCGUUUCCAGUCUCUGGGCGUAGCGUUCUACAGGGGCGCCGACUGCUGCGUGCUGGUUUAUGACGUCACCUCUCCGAACACCUUCAAGACCCUGGACAGCUGGAGGGACGAGUUCCUGAUCCAAGCCAGCCCCCGCGACCCCGAGAACUUCCCCUUUGUCGUACUCGGGAACAAGAUCGACUUGGAGAACAGACAGGUGACCACGAAGCGAGCCCAGGCCUGGUGUCAAAGCAAGAACAACAUCCCGUAUUUCGAGACCAGUGCCAAAGAAGCGAUCAACGUGGACCAGGCUUUUCAAACCAUCGCCCGUAAUGCACUCAAACAGGAGACCGAGGUGGAGCCGUAUGAUUUCCCCGACCAGAUCAAGCUAGGAAAUGACAGACCCGCCACCUCGAACGACGGCUGCAGCUGCUGAGGGACGGGAGGGGGAAAAAAAAAAAAAACCCUGAUGGCAAGGAGGGCAAAGAGACGACCAUGAUCUAGCAGAGACAGAACAAAAAAAAAAAAAGAAAAAAAUAAGAGAGAGAAAGCCACCAACACCACCCUUGCCAUGUUUGUCUUCUCUUCCUCUUUAAGACCUCCACGGUCUGAAAUACCACAUGACAGCGUCCCUAUCUCCCCAAGUCCCAUGCAACACGUGGCAUCAUGAUGCUACUUCGAGGAAACAGGAGAGAGAGAGAGCGCAACCUCUUUCCUGCAGCAUAGCAAUCCUUUUAAAAACGCCAUCUCACAGUAUCACUACUCUGUCCAAGACGGUCACUACGCCCUCUUUUCCUUACACAGUUGUUUUUUUUCUUCUGUUGAAUCAUUGUGCCUUUGGUUAAACAUCAUUCCAUGUGUCUUAUGUAUUUCUAUGCUGAUCAUGCAUUCCCUACUGUAUAAAGUCCGCCAGUGAUAAAGAAGUCCAACCUGUCUGUAUUUGCUUGUCAUGAAUAUAUGAGCGACUGAUCAUUCAUGAAAGGCGAUCAGUUUUAUGAUGUUGACUAACAAAAUCCUGGCGUCCCACGAUCAUAUUAUAUUAUACAGUUACGUUAAUUUACACCAUUUAGAGGACUUUACCUUAACUUACAUGAUGCCAGUGCUUUAAACCUUUUGACUUGGUCACUAUCGGGCUAUCUGGUAACAUUUUAAGGUUAGGAAAAUGAACACUUUAGGAAGAAAGGAAAAGCAGAAGCAUAGAACUUUACUGCAUCUGAGUCUUUUUCAUUCAUCGCUUCUCCUUUCAACUCUUCAUCUUUGUACAUUUACAUACUGUACUUGUAUUAAUAUAUAUACAUACCUUAUAUCAGAGAAUUUGUUUUAUAUUGCAGGAUGAACAUGAUCUAAAAUAAAAAAAAAGGAUAGUCUUUGGCCAAAUGUGCCAGUGUAACUUGGUAGUGUAUAUUCUAAGCCAAAUAGACAAAUAAAGAUACAUUUACAAUCAAA
This is a messenger RNA of Clarias gariepinus (North African catfish), 1818 nucleotides long. RefSeq names its product RAB7b, member RAS oncogene family (gene rab7b). NCBI's taxonomy places the organism in Eukaryota, Metazoa, Chordata, Actinopteri, Siluriformes, Clariidae. Gene Ontology annotation, molecular function: GTP binding; GTPase activity. Gene Ontology annotation, biological process: endosome to lysosome transport; phagosome-lysosome fusion. The transcript is spliced from 6 exons. The coding region runs from base 191 to 808 and encodes 205 amino acids. The record is from RefSeq and is a predicted model, not a curated record. Gene Ontology annotation, cellular component: phagocytic vesicle; late endosome; lysosome.